Porites evermanni is the source of this 1161-nucleotide messenger RNA. The record is from the annotation of a GenBank genome assembly. NCBI's taxonomy places the organism in Eukaryota, Metazoa, Cnidaria, Anthozoa, Scleractinia, Poritidae.
GUCGGUCCACCAGGUCCGCCUGGACCUCCAGGACCAGCUGGGCCCCCUGGGCCUCCCGGACCUCCAGGUCCCCCUGGCCCAUUGGGUGUCCCUGGACGCUUUGUAGGCUUUCCGGGCUUGGGAGUUGUCUUGGGUCCGCCGGGUCCUCCUGGCCCGCCUGGACCUCCUGGUCCUCCUGGUCCCGCGGGUCCCCCUGGCCCACCCGGUCCUUUAGGGCCUCCCGGUCCACCGGGGCCCCCUGGGCCUCCAGGACCACCUGGUUUACCUAUGAAAGAAAAUCAACAAGGAUUAGAAAAAGAAUAUGACAGAAAGUACUACAAAAUAGGACAUUGAACUGCGUGGUUUUCAGGCUCCGUUUACACGGGUGCAGACACAUUUUGAACGACAAAAACGCCAUUCACGUAAACGUGUAAUGGGGAACCGCGAAACCGUGUAAGUUUAUGAACGGCAAACUAUGCAAGUUUUUGACCUGAUCAGAAGUGGGUCAAAAUUUUUGACUGGUAGGGUUCCACUCUUACGCGGACUCGUGCAAACACCUAAACCCUGCAAGUUUUUGCACAGUUUGCGCGGUAAAAACUUACAGCCUAGUUGCGCGCCUUUCAGUUUGAUAAAGAAAGCCAUUCCAAUGCUGACUCCGGCAAAAGUUUUACGGCUUCGUGUAAACAGUAAUGUAACAGGAUUUGGACGGUUCAGUGUAAACGGGUCGCACAGGUAAGAAAUUGGUCUGUUCAAAAAUUUUUCCGGACCCGUGUAAACGGGGUCUACAGGUGAUACUAAACGAGACGAUUCGCAACGACGAUUUUUUGCGCAACACGGCGUUGCAACAUUGUUUCGAAUGGCUACAACAUUGUUCCAACAUUGCAACGCUGUGUUGCGCUAAAAAUCGUCGUUGUGAAUCGUGCCGUGUAACAUCACCUUAAGAGAUAAAGAACGCUGGCGAUGUACAGAUUUUCCACUAACAUAAUAUGAUUAUUUACGUAAAAAAUUGAGAGAUGUCUAUAAAUUUAGCUCAUACCUGGAGGCUGCUUUGUUGGUUUUGUUGUUUUUGUUGGUUUACCAGACUUUGGUGUUGUUGGUCCACCUGGGCCUCCGGGACCACCUGGUCCCCCCGGUCCUCCAGGACCGCCGGGGCCUCCUGGUCCACCAGGACCUCCUGGUCCG